Cetraspora pellucida is the source of this 1288-nucleotide messenger RNA. The record is from the annotation of a GenBank genome assembly. NCBI's taxonomy places the organism in Eukaryota, Fungi, Glomeromycota, Glomeromycetes, Diversisporales, Gigasporaceae.
GUUCUUAUAAUUUUAGAAAAAGUGUAUUAGAUGAACAUGCUGCAAGUCAACAACAUAAUAAAGCUAAUAAAAAAGAAGCAGCAAGUCUUAGAAUGGUUACUGUAUCAAAUAAUGCUAUUAAUAAUGCACAUCAACAUGUAUUACAAAUGAUGAAAAUGAUUUUUUGGCUUGUUUCUGAAGAUAUUGCUUUAAACAAAAUUAAAUCUUUUAUAGAUUUAGCUCAAUUUAUUGAAGUUCCUUAUAUUAAAAAAGAAGGUCAUAUUACUUAUGCUAAUUAUAAUUCUGCAUUACAAAUGUUAGAAGCUAUGUCAAUAUUGAUAGAUAAUGAUCUUUGGAAUGAAUUAAAAAAUUCUUCAGCAAUUGGAAUUUUAAUAGAUGAAAGUACUGAUAUUGCAACUGAAUCUCAUAUUAUUGUUUAUGUAAAAUAUUGUUUAUAUGGAAUUGUUAAAGUUAGAUAUUUACAAUUAUUACAAUUAGAACAUGGAAAUGCUAAAUCAAUUUAUAAUGCUAUAUAUUCUUUAUUUGAUAAGCAUACAUGUGAAAAAGCUCAAAAACAAGUAGAUUUUUGCAAUCAUGUAGAUUUGAUUUUAGAAAAAACUUAUCUUUUUUUUUAUAAAUCUCCAAAAAGAUAUGAUAUUUUAUAUAGUUAUCAAGAAUUACUUAAUUCACCUAAACUUAAAAUUCAUCAACUUCAUAAAAUUCAUUGGCUUUCAAGAUAUGAAGUUAAAAACUUUUGUAGAACACUUGAACUCUUGUUAGAUUCACUUUAUGAAAUUUAUAAAACUUCAGAAAAAAAACAAACUAAGGAAUCAACUAUUGAAUUAUAUAAUAAUAUAUGUAAUUGGAGAACUUUAGCUUUUAUUCAUUUUCUUUAUGAUAUAUUAGGUUAUUUAGCAACUUUAUGUUUAGCAUUACAACAUAGAUAUAUACGUUUUUCUGAUAUUAAUCCAAAAAUUGAAGCAACAAUAAAUAAAAUAUAUGAUGAAUAUUUGGAGCUUGAUACAGAUAGAAAACCAAAAUUAGGUAUUCAUCUCAACAAAUUUUUAGAAUUAACAAAAUCAUCACAACAAUAUAUAAAUAGUCAUAAAUUAAAAUAUACUAGUGAUUGCAAAAAUAAUUUAAUGGGUGAUAUUUUUGAUUUUGCAUCUUUACCAAAAGAUAAAAACAAAUUAACAAAUUAUGAAACAUUAGAAUUAGAACAAUUAAUUGAGUUCUAUAAAAAACCAUAUUUACCAAAUUAUCCAAAUGGAAUAGUUGAAGCAGAUAGUUUAAGACAAGAAUGGAAUUU